AUGAGCGCAUCACUACUAUCCAGAUUGGAAACAGCGGAAACGUCAUGCGACCGCAUUGUACUGCUCGAUGAGCUUCGCGCCACCACGACUGAAUCGCCGGAUCGUAUAGCCCCAUUCAUGCAUCUCAUUCAAAGCGCAUUUACCGAUCUUGUACGUCCGCUUCGAAGCUUGGCUUAUCAGUGUGCGUUGAAUUACAUCUCUUCGAAUCCAUCUAUGAGUGUUCAUUUCAUGAGUGCAUAUUCUGCUGCGUUGUUACACAAAAGUGCCGACAUCAGUCUACAUGCGUUGUCAUUUCUGCCGGAAUUCAUAACUGCAUCUCGAUGCGUUUCAGAGAAUUUACUUAGUGCCGCGGCUACCGUCGCCAAUCGAUGGCCGUCACCAGAAUCCAUGGCCGAUCUUGCGCGUGCAAUAACAGCAUGCACUGAUUUUCGAUGUGCUGACCUGGAAGAAAAUGGCAAUUCUCAGACUAUGAAAUGA
This is a messenger RNA of Cercopithifilaria johnstoni, 477 nucleotides long. The record is from the annotation of a GenBank genome assembly. Lineage: Eukaryota; Metazoa; Nematoda; Chromadorea; Rhabditida; Onchocercidae.